Molecule: messenger RNA, 12210 nt
Organism: Vespa crabro (European hornet)
Lineage: Eukaryota; Metazoa; Arthropoda; Insecta; Hymenoptera; Vespidae
Gene: Adar
Product: double-stranded RNA-specific editase Adar
Exons: 8
Coding region: 784-2766 (660 amino acids)
Biological process (GO): adenosine to inosine editing; RNA processing
Cellular component (GO): nucleolus; cytoplasm
Molecular function (GO): double-stranded RNA adenosine deaminase activity; tRNA-specific adenosine deaminase activity; double-stranded RNA binding
Source: RefSeq, a predicted model, not a curated record
AUAAUAUAUACGUACGUUCUCAAAUCUACGUAAAAAAUAGAAGAUAUCUAGGUAGGUAGGUAGAUAGGUAAGUAGGAAAGAAGGAGGAUUAUGUAGACGUAAAGUCUACAUAGAUAGAGUUGCGACUAUGAGGCAGUCUAGCGCGAUCACAGAGGGAGGGGGAUUACGUUCAAAUCGACUCGACUCGAUUCCCUUGUGCGGGAUGCGCAUUGCGCUAUGUGAGGAGCGCGCAUGCGCCUUGCUCGAAUAAAUGGUAGAGAGCGCGGGUAAGAGCGGAUAAACUCGAUGUGCGCGACGGUCGCAUCGCGAAACGAUUCGAUCGUUCCUACGGGGAGUAUCUUGUCGUCCGUUCGAUUAUUUCGCGAAUAUUAUAAUUGAUUACAUUUUAGAACGAGUCAAAGGUCGCGAUUUGUCUCAUUUUGUUUUUUCUUUUACGAGUUUAUUCAACUAGUCGCAUUUGAAUUAUUGAGGUUAGGUGGUUUAGUAGUAAAUUAUCGUUAUACAAGAUAGAGAUAGGGAGAACGAAAGAGUGUAUAUGUGUGUGUGAAUGUGUGUGUGUGUGAGAGGGAGAGAGAGAGAGGGUGUAAGAGAGAGAGAGAGAGAGAGAAAGAGCGAGAAGAGAAGAGAAGAGAAGAGAAAAGGUCGUCGGUGGCGCUGCGGAGACUUCGCGCACAAGAAUAAUUAAAAUCAAUGUGACUUUGGUGCGGUGUUCAACGAGUCACGUUCUGCGUGCGUCGGUUUUUUAAAAAGCACUACAUUUACACGACCGACAUAGAGUGAGGGAUGUCGAACGGAUUGAUGCUGCCGAAUGAUAAUCACGAUACGUGCCAGACGACUAGCACCACCUCGAUGGUCACCGCUAAUGCCGCUGCAUCCGUGGAGGGGUUGCAAGGAGAACACUCUACUGAGAUGGACCAGCAGAACGUUACCAGGCCUACGUUGAAGAGACCUGAGUCUGAUCUGGAAGAUCCUAUACCAAAAAAGCGUCACAAAAAUCCACAGCCAAAAAAUGCAGUAUGUGCUUUAAACGAAUUAAAAACCGGAGCAGUAUACAAGGUAGUUGGUCAAACUGGGCCUACUCAUGCUCCUAUAUUUACCAUCGCCGUGCAGAUAGAUGGACAGACUUACGAGGGAAAAGGACGUACCAAAAAGAUGGCCAAACAUGCGGCUGCUGAACUUGCUUUAAGGAAUAUAGUGCAGUUUCGUAACACACCGGAAGUACAUCAAGCUAUUAACACGUGCCAGCCUGUCGUUCCCCUGGAACCUGAUUUUACCAGUGACGUCACAGAGAGAGAUAAUCAUCUUGUAAAUGCAUUCAAAACAUUGACUCAAGAACCAAAGAAUACUAAUAAAUUUUUGGACAAAGGUCCCGUUGCCCUUAUCAAUGAAUUAUAUCCUGGAGUUGUAUACAAAUGUAUAUCGGACAGCGGAGAAAGUUAUGCUAAAUUUACAAUAUCUGUAACAAUCGAUGGAGAAACUUUCGAAGGCACUGGCCCGAGUAAAAAGUUGGCCAAAGCUGCUGCCAGUAAAGCAGCCUUGGCAAAAUUAAGGAACGUUCACAGUUCCUCUUUUUGCAUUCAGCUCCCUGUUCGUGUAUUACCUAACUUCUCGAAUUCUGGUCAUUGGCAGGAACAAAUGACUUUGCCACAAAUCUUGGCAGAUAAAAUAGGAAAAAUGGUAAAUCAAAAAUUCACUGAACUUAUACAGAGCAAGCCACAACAUGCUCGACGUAAAGUAUUAGCCGGCAUAGUGCAAACGAAUGGGUCGGAUGCCGAAUUAAUAUGCGUCACUACUGGUACAAAAUGUGUAUCCGGGGAUCAUUUAAGCGUAAGCGGUAGGGCCCUAAAUGAUUGCCAUGCGGAAGUGGUAGCACGACGAUGUCUCUGUGAAUAUUUAUACAAGCAAUUGGAGUUGCAUACCGAAAAUCGUUCUGCCGAGUCUGUUUUGGAACGUAUAAAGAAAGGGUUUAGAUUAAAGCAGGGAAUUCAGUUUCAUUUAUACAUAAAUACAGCUCCUUGCGGUGAUGCCAGAAUAUUUUCUCCUCAUGAAGAAAACGAAUCGGUGGACAAACAUCCUAACAGAAGGGCCAGAGGUCAAUUAAGAACCAAGAUAGAAUCAGGAGAAGGUACGAUACCUGUGAAGAGCAGCGAAGGAAUUCAGACUUGGGAUGGUGUUCUUAUGGGACAAAGACUGCUGACGAUGUCGUGUUCAGACAAAAUAGCUCGAUGGAACGUACUUGGUGUGCAAGGUGCACUUCUAAGCCACUUCAUCGAGCCAAUUUACUUCCACAGCAUCGUUCUCGGCAGUCUGUUGAACCCAAGUCAUAUGUAUCGAGCUGUUUGCGGUCGUAUCGAAAAUACUAUUCAAGGUUUACCACCACCGUAUAGGCUCAAUAAACCAUUGAUGAGCCUCAUAACUUCGUCUGAAGUUAGACAACCAGGCAAGGCACCGAAUUACAGUGUAAAUUGGACUAUUGGUCAAAGCGAAGCAGAAGUUAUAAAUUGUACAACCGGAAAGGACGAAUUGGGUAAACCCUCUAGGAUUUCAAAACAGGGUCUCUUCAGGAAGUUCUUCAGUCUAUUAGGUAAAUUGGAUACAAUCGACGAUGCCGAUCAAAAUCAAUGCCGUCAUUACCUCGAUGCUAAAUCAUCGGUUCAAGAUUACUCUCUUGCCAAACGUCAAUUGAAGGACGCGUUUGUACGCGCUCAACUAGGUAGUUGGGUAAAAAAACCGAUUGAGCAAGAUAUGUUCGAGGUGGAUAUCUGACUAAAUCAGAGUAUCGAUGCGAACCCAACGAAUAGGAUAAACUCUCAGUUAGUGGAGUAUGUAGUUCCUAGUGUAAAAUAGAUCGCUCGUUCGGCGUGUCAUGCUAUGGCAGAAUUUGGCAUCAGUAAAGCAUAAAUCGUAGGAUGUUAAAAGCAAAUAUUUUGACUUUGUCACUGCACGAUUCAACGACUAGUAAACAUGUCGCGUUCAAAGUGUACAAUGAAUCAAUUGUUUUCGAUUUUAAUCGAAAGCAAAAUCAAAUCGGUACUCUUCGAAUUUUUUGAUCUUAAAUGCUAGUCACACGUCAAUUUUUGACAGUUUCUAUAGACUGGUAGAUAGAUAAGGCGAAAAAUUUCGUUUCAUAAGCGUUAAUAAUUAAUCGAAGGGUGCAAGAGUAUUAGAAUGUUUUAGAUUUUACUUUCUGUCGGUGUGUCGAGAAAUCUGUGGAUAUUUCAGGAUGAAACGAGUCAGCACAUAUCCAUUUUUCGGAGUCUUAUUGUUAAACUUUGUCGUCGUUCUCGUACAUCUAUCUAAGUUUUAUUGGACGAAACAGAAAUCGACGAAAGACCCUUUACAUCCUCCUUCUCUUUCUUCCUUUUAAUUGACUUCACUGCCUACCAAUUUUCCUCGAGGAACCUAUGCUUCGUGGUUAAGCUUCGAUCAAAAACUUUUCACGUAAAUUUUAUUUAACUUUCAUAUUUUAUUUCAACGUUUUCUUUAAAUAAAAGCUAUCGUUAUAGUACAAUUAUUCGGAACGGACCAAAGUGUAGUUUCAAAUUUCAAUAGCCUGAGUAAUGUACGUGAUACCGCAAACUCUAAUUCAACGAGUCUAUUGUGUCGACAAUGUGUAUCCGGGUCACUUAUUUCUAGGAGCUGUUGUAUCUGCAUUCAUAUACAGUCUCUAUAUACCUAUAUAGAUAAAGAGAAGAAGAGAGAUCCUCUUGAAACAAUUCUCUUUUUCUCUUUCACUUUUAUUUGAAACUUUAUAGGUCUUACUUCUGGAUAAUAAUUAAGCGAUUUUAAAGGAGUUUUAGUAAUGUCAUCGUUUUCCUCAAAUAGUUCUUCCCUUUUUUUUAUCCGUAUGCAAUUUAUUUAACGUGCAAUAAGUUUUGAUUUAAAAUAAGAAAUAUCUUAAGUAUCCAGGCUAUACCACUAGCAAAGUUGGAUCCUCGUUCCUCUCUCUCUUCCUCUCUCUCUCUCUUCCUUUCUCUCACUCUCUCUCUCUUCCUUUCUCUGCAUUUCCCCUCUCCUUCACUCUUCCUUUUAGAAAUCCAAGCCAUCAUUAGAACGAACUCAGACUCCGCGGUUAUUUUUCCUGAGGUCCCUCGCGGGAAAAAUCAAUGUCCAGUACCGUGCAGCGAGGGAUCUACCCGCGUAGCUGCGGUAUUGUUUUAGUAGGGCUCUAGUAUUUACUGCAUCCCUGUGAAAGGCUGUGACCGGAUCCAGAUUUUAACGAAGGAUUUUUUUAAAGACAUCUUAAUCGUUUAUUGUAUCGUGGAAUUUGAUAAACGAACAAGAAGAAGCGAAAGACAUUUUCGAUGGCGAAAAAUCAAUCGAAAAAAUAUAAAAAAGAUAUCUUUGUGAAAAAAUAAGACGUUUCUUUUCUUCGACGUUUCAUUUAUCGUCUUCGUGAAUCCUUCGGUGAGAGAAGAGCGUCCUUCAACAGUUCGAUGUCGUUACCAUUAAUUUUGAUAGCACGUAUGUGAGAAUGCAUGUGCGUGUAUGUAUGUAUGUAUGAGAAAGAUUAGAUGAAUUAGUGCGAGUGUUUACGUUUACCAAAGAGAAAAUAAAACGUGAGAGAAAUGUGAGAGCAAUGCUAUUUAAAGAGUAAAGUAUUAGUAGAAGAGUAAGUUAUAAAUAUUAAUAAAUAAAUUAGCGGAUGAUUAUUUAGAAAGUCCUAAGAUCGUUGCCUCACUGUGCCAGUAUUACAAUUAUAAUGCAAUUCUGCCGUAGUGACACACUGCCCGAAGUCGGUCUAGUUUUGCGUCAAAGAACUCGACGACUCCGCCCGUGUUGCUUCUUUCAAUUUACUCUCCUCGAUUACCAAAACCAAAAUAUUUGCGUUCGUAUUUAUGUAUGUUAAGUUCAUAUCUACGUUUUUAGUUGCAUUUAGUUUAUCGACAAGUAUUUUAGAAGAAAAAAAGAAAAUAAGAGAGAGAGGGAAUAUCGGAAUGAAAUGGAGCUAUAUAUACGUAUACAAUAUAUUUAUCGAUAAAGUUAAACUCAUCUACGUAUCACAUCAAAUAUUAGCUCUAUGUAAUUUUUUUGUUUAUGUAGAUGUAGUUAACGUAAAUAUUUACGUUUUUUUAUACUCGUUUCUUCGAUUUACUCUCACUCAACAUAAUAUUUUUUCACAUCAUCACUGAUAAUGACAAUCCUAGGAUUUUAGUUUGGUCUUCUUUUUAUUUAUUUAUUUAUUUAUUUAUUUAUUUAUUCUGUUGUAUAUGAUAUUAUUAAUAUUUUCUUGCCUUAAAAAAAAAGCACAGAUAUUUGCUAGAAGUAGCUAGAAAUUUAUUUAUUUUGUUUAUUUCGUUAUGAUAAGGCAUUUAUUUUUAUAUUAUUUUUGUUUUUUUUUUUGUGAUAAAACCAUAAAAUUAAUGAUAUCAACGAAAAUGAUUUCGCUUUGUUUAAAUUGAAGCUGUUAUUUUUAUAUUGUUAUAUUCUAUAAGCAUGUAUUAUAUGCAUAAAAAGAACAGUGCCAUAAUAGAAUAUCAUGUUGCAAAUCGAUUCCAACAGGUUCAAUAUUUUCAACAUCUUUUUUCUAUUUUUGUUACUUUUUUCUCUAAUAUAAUCUCUGACAUUCUUUCCCUUUCUUUCCUUUCCUCCCUCCCCCUCUCUCUAUUUCUAUUUCUAUUCAUAUCUUUCUUCUCAAGAAAGAACGAUGCAUUUCUUUCGUUGUAGUGCGUAACAAACGUACGUAGCAACGAUCGUGCCAAGAAACGCAAUCGUUACGUUGCAUCAUACAUUAACAUAAACAUUAAUCCUCUAUAACUUUCAAAUUAUGUAUUAUCAUAUAUGCAUCUCAUUUCAUAUCCUCGUUAAAAAGAAAAAAAAAAAUUCAUUUCAAAAUCGUACCCAUAAGUUGUUUACUAAGUAUAAAUCAUAUUUGAUGUAAUAUAAUAUGAAUAUGAAUAUUUGAAUUAUUUGAGUUAUAAGAAAAAUUGGGUUAUAGAGGAUUAAAAAGCACGAUGAAAGAGUAAAGAAGACAUAGGUGCUUUUUUUUCUUAUUGUUAGCUGACGCUUCUUCUAGUAGUCGAGACCCGUUUGUUGGUUCUAUCGCCCUCCGGCUAAGUGAAAACGAAAAAAAAAGGAGGCUACGAUGUUAAAUACGACAAAAACAACGAGCCAUCAUUCGUAGUACGAAAGCUCAAGGGCGUACAUGCCUCCAUUCUCCUUCUCUCUUUCAUCAUUGUACUUGUGCAGUAGUAGCAGUAACGAUAGCAGCGAGGUAUCAUGUUUAUAUAUAUAUAUAUAUAUAUAUAUAUAUAUAUAUAUAUAUAUAUAUGUAUGUAUAUAAUGUAUAUGUGUGUAUAUAUAUACACAUAUAUAUACACACCAAAGGAAUCGCGUAAAAACAUACACGUACAUGUAAUACGUAUACAUAUGUACUUAUACAUAUAAAUAUAAUACAUUUUUAGAAAAAGAUUAUAUACCACUUAGUGGUCGAAAAGUGAUCGGUAUAAAUUUUGAGAGUGAGAAUUUAGUUAUUAAUUAUUACUCAGUAGUUUUAGUAGAAUUUAAAAAGAACUUCGAUUUCCAGUUUCUCUCCUGUUAUACGAUGACAUUAUCUAUUUACAAGUAGAAACAGUAUCGCGGGUGAGUCACCUAAAACUAAAAUAUAAAUAUAUCUCGGUUAUUUUUGAUGAUAAAAAUAAAAUUUCUGAAGAAGAAUAUGUUUAAUUCGAAGGGGUUGAUAUAGGAGUGAAAACUUUUACUUAUAUAUCAUAUUUUUUACAAUAUAGGGAUAAAAUGGAACUCGAUUCUCUUGAUUAUGAAUAAAAUGUAAAACAGAUCAAGAUAUAUUUUAAACGUUUAUUAUAAUAAAAACGAAAUAUCGUCCUUCAAGUCCUUAUAUUUUUUAAUCUUAUAAAAUAUUUUGUGGAAGAUGAAAUAAAAUGAAGCGACUAAUGUGUACUCAAAUUUUCUUAAGACAAUACUAUUUAUAAUGAUGAUGAUAUAUAUAUAUAUAUAUAUAUAUAUAUAUAUAUAUAUAUUCUAAUGUGUUUGUUAGAAGUCUAUUAAAGUACACGUUAAAUACUAAUUGACAUUGUUGUUAGGAUAUAAAAUUAAGAACUAUUGAAUAUCGUAAGUAAAUUUGUAGUAUUUUUGUUUAGAGUGACCACAAUAGAUUAAUUUUUUAAUCCCCGCUAUAUGAAUUUUUUCGAAUAAAAAGCUUCUUCAAAAAUCUUUUCUUAUCAUCACAAGUAAUAAAGAUGUUCAUGUUUCACACUUUUAAAUGACUCUCCCGAUAUGUACACAUACAUAUAUAUAUGUGUGUGUGUGUGUAUGUAUGUAUGUAUAUAUAGACACACACACACACACACACACACACAUACACAUAUCUCGAGCUCGUUUUCGAGUUAUCGAAAGAACAUCGAGUAUCGAGCAGGAAAAAUUUUCUUAUAGUCAGCUAGAUUUUAAGCUUGACUAGUGCCUCUAGAUGUAAUUUCUCCGAUAAGUAAGAAAAUCAAUCUAGUUGAAAUUACAAAUAAAUAUCUUUAUUUAUCAACAUCUAAAAAAUGAAAAAAAAAACUAAGAAAAAAGAGCGAACAAAGACAAAGCAGGGAGAGAGAGAAAGAGAGAGAGAGAGAGAGAGAGAGAGAGAGAGAGAGAGAGAAAGAGCACGAAUCAAUGAAUGAGCGAACGAAACGCGACCGACACUUUUCUUCGUCUUCUUUUUAUUUCACUUAACUCUCUAUUAAAAUAUUAAUGAUUUGACUUUUUUGUGCGCUUAAAAAAAGAAAUUUUAUGGACUCGUGUGUGGUUUUAAAAAAAGAAAAUAUGGAAGAUGAAAUCUUUUUACUCACAGAUUUCUUCUCUAUGAUCUGGUAUUCAUAAUUUCAAGCGAGAUUAGUGGAAGAAAUACAUUUGUUUUUGCAUAUUGUAAGCGUGCGCGAGAAAUUGCAGCCGCUAGCUUUUUACACGCUCAACAAUACUUAUCGUCAUUGUGUUUUGUAAUUUAUUUUGUUUUUUUCUUCUUUUUUUUUUUUCAAAAGAAAUGAGUAAGGUAAUGAGCGCGAAUUCAAGUUUUUUAAAUAAAAAGAAAAUCUGUUGCAAUCGAGAAAACGAUGUUAGCGAUCAAUUACCUCGCAUCGACACUUAACAAGAUCUUUUUAUAAAACAAAAGAAAAAGGAUCUAACUUGAAAAUAUUUUGAGAUAGAGAAAAUAAAUAUAUAAGAGCCAUCAUUUUUUUUUUCAGACUUUAUAGAAUUAGAUUUAUAUGAUUAUAUUUAUAUGAUUAUUUUUAUAGGAUUUUCUUAUUUUUUAAACCAACGAUUUAAAAUUUAAAAUUUUAAUAGUUUUGGAAUAGAAAAGAACAUAUAACAGGUGUAGUUUUUUUCUUCAAACUUUAUAGAUAUUACAUUUCCAUCACGUGUAUAUGGGAAUUAAUUAUCUUCCGAUAACGAUCUAUGACAAUUAGUAUAUCGUAUAGUCAUCGUAGUAUUUCGUACUUGAUUUCGAAUCUACUAUAAGUGUAUCUUUCUUUCAAGAUCUUAAUGAAUAACAAUAAAUUCGAAGCAUUGUUAAUUGUUCCUCAGGUUCAAUAUUGUAAAAAAAAAUAAGUUAGAAAGAAAUUUGUAAGAAAAAAAAUCUCGGUUAAUGUGAAUGAUCAGGUACGAAGUACGAUCGAUCUUCAGUACAUUAUUAUACAUAUAUAUAUAUAUAUAUAUAUAUAUAUAUAUAUAUAUCGCAGCUUAACAUUUACGUGAUAUGUAUUCCCUUUUCUUUUUUCUUCUAAUUAUUUAUGUAUCCCCUUUUAUUUUUUCGUCUAAUUAUAUAGUUCUUAUCGUGUCUUUGAAUUUCCAUAUUACGAAAAAGAGGCCAAGGCAAACGGUAUAUAUAAAGACGGACAACUCGUAGAAUUUUAAACAAUCGAUAUAAAAUGACGUAUAUCGGUCGUUCUUCGAAAAUUAACAGAAAGAUGUUUUAGUCUGUGAAUUUGUCUCAUUUUUUGGUUUUUUUAUUUUUUUUUCGUUAAUUAAAACUUUCUAAAUCUCAAAAUUAAACAGCGCGACGUAAAAUAUAAACCUACCUUUAAAUUCACAAAGAUCAGCGAUGAAAAAUCGUAAGCUUCAAGAUCAGAGAUUGUCUAUCAAGUUGGCAUAUCUCUCUUCGUAUAUUCCUCAAUACGAUUCGGGUCGAACGAGAAUAAAAUGAUGAUAAAUGUUGAAUAAACUUUUUAAAGACAAUUUUAUUUUGAAACACACCUUUCCCCAAGAGGCAGAACAUUCGAAUUCGUUACGUUUUCACGAUAUUUCGUUUAGGAAAGACAUCAUUUUUCUUUCAAAGUAGAUGAUUGAUCAGGAAAUGGAUGAUUGCGUAAGCAGCGAUAAUAAUCGAGGCACGAUCGAGAAGCUUUUGAUAUUGAAAUUUGUUAUAUAGCCUAUGAUAUGAUAGCGCUUUUUUUACUUAUUUUAAAUUUUAGAAUCAUCACAUACAAUUCAUUUUUCAAUUUCGUAUAAUAUAACUAAAUAAAACUUUGGUUAAGUUCGUCUUAAAUAGGCUACGAAAUAAUGGAUACUCUGAGUUAUUGGAUAAUUUAGUGGUGAGAAUAAUUCGUAAACACGAAAUGCACCGAGGGAAACCCAGGUUUUAAAUAUCGGCCCAGCCAGAGCCCAUUUUUUUCGUAGGCCUAUAAAACGUUACAAUAACGUCGCAAAUUAGAAUUAUACUACGCAGAAUGAAUCGUCGUCCGUGAGUACGCUCCCACUAUAUGGACAAUUAGAAUACGAGCGCAGAUUACAGUACAUAUACUUCAUUACGGACAGAAUGUAUACUUUAUCGCUAACAUAUGAUCACAUUUAAUAUUUUAUUGAGUCUGGUAAAUUAUUGAUUUCUUGUUAAAUCGAAACAAUGCAAAAUUUUAACGAGUGACUAUAUCUCGAGUCCUCGUUGGUAACGAAAAAAUAGAUAUAAACUAUAUAUUAUUGAACCAAACGAAGUUUUACAACAAUCAAUAUGUUCUAUUAAUCUAUAUAUGAUUGAUCUAUAUAUGAUAUGACGCUAUGCGAUAUGAUAGAAUUCGUUUCUUCAAAAAGGAUUUAUGAUGAUCGAAAUCGAAGGACGACGAUGAUAUUUUUCUUUUUUAUCUUCUUAUCUUAGAAGAAUCUUAUUAUAUGAACUAGGUGACAAAAAAAAAGUAUGUUAACAUAUAAUAUGUCGUCGAACAAGUAAAGUGGAUAUGUUCGCUAAUUUUUACAUAAGAAUUACCAUAUAAUAUCUACAAGAUGAUCGAGAAUAGAUCACUAUGGAUCAUCUAAUGGUCGAGAUGGUGUGCAUAUGAUACGUGAACGUUGCCGAUUUAAUGCGUUAUUAAUAUUGUUAUAAACCAAUUUCACGAUAAUUUCAUAUAAGCGGGACAUGGUAUCCCAAGAGAUUUUCUUUCUAUAUACCAUAUAUUAUCCCUGAAUGCUUAUCCUACAGUGAAACGUAGAGCAUUAUGUAAUAAUAAAAGUUGUAUAUAGUGAACAAUGAAAUAUUCGAAGUAUUUCGAUUAACCAUACUAUUUUGGGCAAUCUGAAAUAUCAGUUGACACUUCUUUCAUUAAUGCAUUUAUCAGCAUAUGUUUCUCGUUUGAUUUUCUUGGAAGAACUUUCAUCUUUCCUAUAUACAAACUUUUCUUAAUUAUCUAGAAACAAACAAGAAGCGAAUGACAUCAGUUUUCUCAUCGAUAUGAUUAUUUAUAAAUAUCGAAGUCUGUAAAUGAUCCGAAUUAAAAGAUUCCCACAAACAAAAUUAAUUGUUUAUUAUUUUAUAAUAAUUCAACCCAACAAAUAUAUUUAAUAUUUGUCUGAAAUAAUCAAUCUGUCUUAUUAUAACGGAUUAUCUUUUGUUUUUCAUUAUUUAUAAAUAUUUAAUUAUAGCGAUUAAAAAACUGACGUUAUCGAUUGGUCGUAUCUUUAAUACAUUCAGAGAGAUAACAUAUAAUACAUAGUAAGAGGAAUUUGGCCAAAUGGAGACGCAACCAUCACUAUACAGAUGUGAUUUAUGGCUGCCGCAGACAUUCAUACAUGACAUACCUAUACGCAAAAAGAAAAUUGCAUUAUGUAUCUUAAGUAUUGCUUUACGUAUCUCGUUGGGAUUCGAACUUAGAAUGCAAAAUAUCAGGUUGAUUCAUAAAUAUAAGUACUAUUAUAUAAUUAAGGAGUUUAUUACAAUAAAAUAGCAUUUAUUUAUUAAUCAACCCGAUAGCUAUAUGAAAUCGAGUAUCACUGCUGUUGUAAGUAAAAAAUAUAUUGCAACCAAAUGUUUUUGUUGCAAUUCUGAAUUAACAUAAUCAAAUUUCGAUAUUCUAAAAUUAAAAAUGAUUAGAAAUAUAUUUAAAAGUAUUCCCUACAUAAAAUUUAGUCAUAACGAAGAUCUUGAUCGCGAUGAUCUUGAAAUGAUUAAAACGUAGGAUUCCAAUGAGAAGUGAUAUCAAUAAGGCAAUGAUCGCGGUGCGAACUCGUUGGUACUUCCUAUCGAGGAAGAACGAUCGAUUUAAAGAACGGACGCAAUACGAAUCGAGAAGAUUAGAGAAGCCAUCGGUUUCAUACUUUCCUACAAAAAUAGCUUUUAUAUCGAAAGAGAUAGAGUUUACCGGUCGUUAAGUUUUAAUUCAAAAUUUCGCCCGUUUUACUCUUAAUUAAAUAUUCGAUCGAGAAAUAGAUGCAUCAUUGUCGUAACGCGUUCGUUCUUUCAAAUACGGCAACUGCUCUCGUUCUUUCCUUUCUCACACCUUAUAUGUGUGUGUGUGUGUGUAUGUAUAUGUGUAUAUAUAUAUAACUUGUAUGUAUAUAUCUAUAUAUAUACUGCUAUCUUAAUUUUAGGGUUAAUUUCGACAAGUCGAAUAGGUACAACGUUAACUCUAGCUUUUUUUUUCUUUUUUCUUUCUUUUCCUUUUUCUUUUCUUUUUCUUGUGCCUCGAAGGAUUGACGAGUAAAAUAUCCUUCUGCAUAACUGCAUUUGCAAUAACAUGCAUUUGACGUUCGCUUUAAUCGCGGUCUCUUUUUUCAACAGUGUUAUACACGUAUAACGACGAAAUAUAUUGUUAUUAUGAUAUCAUAUCACCGGAACUACUCGAUAGAAUAUAAGGAUUAUUUUUACUGGUCUAUUCGACAAAUUAACGAAUAGCAUUCGGCAAUAGAAACAGAAGAGGAUUGUCAAAUGAGAAAGAGAGAGAAAGAGAGAGAGAGAGAGAGAGAGAGAGAGAGAGAGAGAGAGAGAGAGAGAGAGAUAGAAGA